UGGUGCUGGGGCUGCGCGCGAGAUUUUUCCUUCGCCUGCUUGCGUGUUCGUGCCUGUUGCUCCGUCGCCUAGCGUUCGUCUGUCCUCAGUGGUCGAACGAAUCGAAUCCUCCUUGCGGGCGCGAACAGCAGUCCAGCAGACCGGCCAGUAAUGUGCGCUCCGCACAAGUGCACGGAGCAUGGAUGGCCUGCCGUCUCACACGCGUGGUAUAAAUGAUUCAAUACCGAUUCCCGGUCAAAACUGCUCGACUCUGCUGACGUUGAUCACAACGCCGUCGUGGGAGUCGGUCAACCACGAUUUGAGAUGGCAUUUUUUAUUACACACCUAUACCUUCGCCUGCCUGUUCUUCGUGCUCAGUUUCUACACCUUCUUUUCGUUCCUGAACUUGAGAUCUUUAAUGUCAAGGCCUCCCUUCAUGUCUACAAUAAAUAUUUUCCUGUGCCUACUGGGCGCUUUGAGGUGCGCUUGCCUCCUGAUAGACCCGUAUAAUCUGAAAGAGACAAUGCCGCUAGUCAUCGGCUCGAUCAUUUGGGAUAUUGGAUUUCCCUUCAUUACCUCGGCGUUUUGUCUCAUACAAUUAGCUUUCCUUCAACUAACUCAGUGCGUGUGUCUGUGUUCGCAGGUAAAGUUCGGCCUGGAGCGCUUUCAAAAGGAGACCUACCUCAGUCUAAUGAUUAUCUUCCAUAUCUCGUGCGUAAUAAUAAGCGACGUCACCCUGGCCUUCCACGUAAGCUACAUGUCUAAGUACGUAGUUCAGAUGGUCUUCCUAAUCUGGGCGCUGAUGCUGUACGUGAGCUUCCUUUACGCGGGCUACAAGGUCAAGGCGCUGCUUGAUACCCUGCCGAGCAACUUGUUGGCUCGCGAGGGCUCCGGCGCCAAUCAGAAAGGCAUAAUGCAGCUUGCCAUGCUAGCACCUUACAAUAAUCUGGCCACCUCGGUAGCGGCCGCGCUCGUGCCCACCCUGCUUGGACCCACCAAGUUCAAACCAUCCGUCGAUGAUGCCACAGCUAAGCCCACAGCCAAAGGCCCUGAAAAUAAUAACCCCAGCUUCAAUUCCAUCUCGUACAUCAUAGACCAGCAGCAGCAGUCGCAGCAGCAGCGUCAGGGUAACGGUAAAUCGUUGACGAGUCGAUUGAAAUCGCCGCCAACGACAGCAAUUCUACUUGGUAACGACGAGGAGGUCGAAGAUAUGCAACAGCAGCCAGCGAUCUCUACAGUACCUGAAGUAUACGUAAGGCCACCAACGCCGACACCCUCCAUUGCAAACUUACCCAUCAUCACCGUGUCCAGUCCAAGUAGACGUAGCUCACUUGCCAGCCGACGUGGUAGCGACGUCUCGCAGACUCGCAAUUCCCGACGCGCGUCCGAAUGCAGUGUACGCUUUGUCAACGAGGACGAGGCGAUCUCGGCAAACGAUCAAGCAUCUCCAGGCGCAGGUAAGCGAAGCCCAGCCGAGCCGAACUCGCCGUCGCUCGAUGACAGGCAACCCGAGGGUAUACUCCGGCGCAACUCCGACUGCAUUACAUCCCAAGGCAGUAGCCGCGACCUACGGCGUGGAUCGGAUGUUAGUGGCGGCGAGACCAAGAUACGAUCGCAAUUCGCCAAUAAGCUCAGGCGAAAUAGCGACUUUGGCAACAGGACACCCAGGAGGGCCCAGCCCGAGGAGUCGAAACUCGCUAAGAUUCUUGAUAUCAGCCCCUCCGGCUCUCGACGUAAUUCGGACUUGGGCAGUCUGGCGCCAAGCCGAGCGGUAGAGUCACGUCGUAAUUCGGACGUGGGUCGGAGCGCGGAGCGUCGUGGUUCGGAUAUUGGUUUCAUGAAAGCCCAACCGAGCGGAGCCAGUCGUCGUAGCAGCGACGUGAGCAUUCGAAUUCUCGAACGCAGUCCGUUGCACCAUCCAACGAGCCCAACAAACAAAACAUCCGAGGGUACGACCAAGCUGACCGAGAAUGAGCAAGCGGACGAUAAAUCGGCACUCGUCGAUGGCACUUCGACGAGCGAGGAACAGAGUCCCGGUAAAACGGGCAAAAAGAAUCUCUCGUGGAAGAGCGACAGUGUCAAGGAAGAGCAUCACGAGGACAUUACGGCCGAGACUAGUUUAUUACCUGAUGGCCAGCAGCCUCGUGGCGCCACGGGCGCGGACUUUACUCUUCAUUCAAUACUGAACCACAUUGCGUACGUUAAUCGGGCGAAGUCGGAUUCGCCAUUGUACAUUCCCGAGGCGGCGACAGCCGCCGCUAGAAGGGCGCAAAUCAAAAGAGUCCUCAAUGUUACCUACACCACCGCUGUACUUGGCAUCUUACUUUGCCUUUUAGACGUUGGUCGCAUCUUUGGACCUUACGGAUUACUGGCGGAGACAAUGAGAUAUGGGACAAAACCGUUGGUGUGGCAGUUUCCAAAGCCCUGGCCGUGGAUAAUCUAUCAGACGUUGUGCCGCUUCCUCGAGUUGGUGAUGGGUUGCGCGAUGGCCAGCAUAACGAAGCAGCCGUCAGCGAGUCCCCGACACCAAUAUUUAAGCAGCUAUCCUUCUUACAAUUUGCGCAUGAAACAGCGUGACAACCUUUACAUUUAAACAAAAAUUCAAAGCAAUACUAAAUCAACAAUUUCGUGUAUAAUGAAGGUUCAACGUUAAAACAAACAAAAAAAAAAGAAAAAAACAAAAA
Phymastichus coffea is the source of this 2663-nucleotide messenger RNA. RefSeq lists its product as uncharacterized. The record is from RefSeq and is a predicted model, not a curated record. The coding region runs from base 179 to 2572 and encodes 797 amino acids. Lineage: Eukaryota; Metazoa; Arthropoda; Insecta; Hymenoptera; Eulophidae. The transcript is spliced from 11 exons.